GCCACCGAUGUUUCUCCCGGCUCCAUGGUGACGAAACCGCAGAGGAGGUGAUCGGCGCUUUUUUCAAAUGAUUUUACCGCGGAAAUAAAAGAUAACCUCGGCGUUUUAUCGUCACCAUUUACCCUUUAACGGAGAAUCACGGAGCUACAAUGACGGGACUGCAAGUCGCUGCUCUGGGAGAUGAGACGUUUCAUGCGGACGAUGUAUACUAAGGUUGACGAAGCUAACAUUAGCAUACGGAGCCGCCUCAUAAAUCGGAGCUUUGUGCCACAUCUCAGCCAUGAGCAGCAGCAUCGCAGAGAGAAAGUUUGUCAACCUGAGGAAACGUCUGGACCAGCUGGGCUACCGACAGCCUCUGGAGAUAGAGUCUCUCCCUCUGGUGGAGAAGCUGUUCAGUGACCUGAUUCACACGACUGAGAGCCUGCGCAAUGCCAAACUGUCUGCAGGCAAGACUGAGACAGAAAGCCGAAACUUCGAUGCCCUUUUGGAGCCGUACAGGACGGAGAACGCCCGGGUCGUCAGGGAAAACAAUGAGCUGCACCUCGAGCUCCUCAAAAUUAGGGAGGAGAAGGAUCGUGUCACCCGAGAGCUCAAAACCCACAUUCGAAAACUGGACCACCAGACCUCCGAUCUCAAGUUUCUGAAUAAUCAGUAUGUACACAAGGUCCGCUGCCUGGAGAAAGACAGCAAAGCCAAAGCUGAGCGCAUCCAGCAGCUGCAGGAGAAGAACAUGCAGGCUGUGGUGCAGACGCCAGGAGGAAAAAAGCGCAGUAUUCCUUUCAGACGGCAGAGGAUGCAGAUCGAUGAGCUCGUGCCUCCCUCCUCUACAUCAGCUUAUCCUGUGCAGCAGCCCGACGAUCCGUGUGUGGCUGACCUGCUGCUGCUGGCAGAUGGCAGAAUUCACGAGCUGCAGGAAGAAAUCAUCAAACUCAAACUAGAUCUGGAAAAUGCUCAAGAAUUCAUAAAACAUUUAAACACUCAGGUAGAGGAGAGGGACAAGGAGAUUGAUCGUUUAAAUCAUGUACUUAAAGGAGGCCGGCCUCACGAUGUGAUUUCAAUAGAAGCUCAAAACGUCAGCAACAAGAAGCUGAUCGACCAUCUGAACCUUCAGAUCGAGUAUCUACAGGAGACAAACAGGACGUUGGAGCAAAAAAUAGAGGGCCUGCAGCAGAAAAAGAAGGACGCCUCCACUGAAGUGGCCAAUCUGUCGUUGAAGAACCUGGAGCUGUGCGAGGAGCUGACACACAUAGACGAUCUUGCCAAGCGGCUGGAGAUGGACAAGGAGCGUGUGCUGGAGACGGCUGACAUGGAGCUGCAAGAAACUCAAAAAGAAGUUCAGAGGCAGCAGAAAGUCAUCGAAGACUUGGAGGACAUUAUCACAAAAAUAAGACGGGAGCAGUCCGAGGGUGACUUCGAAAAGGACCGUCUCCAGGAUCAGCUGGCGGAGCUCAAAGAGCAGAACGAAAAGCUGGAGGGGCUGGUCGGCUACAUGGAGAACGAGAAAGUCAGGCUGCAGGACAAGGUUGAGGAAAUGAUGGCAGCUGAGAAAGACUUGGUGUUGGAGUUGGAGGCUUUCCGUGCCAAGCAUGGCGUUUGUAGAAGGGAACGCUCUCCAUCUCGCCUGGAUGCGUUUGUCAAGAGUCUGGAGGAGGAGAGGGAUCACUAUCGCAGAGAAGUCGAUCGCUACAAACGUACCAGAGGGGCCAGUGGCCUGGACUUAAGUCCCACAUGCAGUCCAAGCAGAGGCAGGAGCGCCAGACUUCCAGGAAUGAGGUCCGGCGUUGCAGAUGCAGAGCUGCUGCGUGUGACGAGAGAAAGAGACAAGCUGAAAGCUGCUCUGCAGCAGUUUGAGGAGCACAUGGAGGACAUUCAAAGCAAUGUGAAGACCCUCCGAGCGGAGAGAGACCAUUUCAAGACCCUGCUUACACAGGCUCAAGACGACCUGAAGGUUCACCAUGGCGUAGAGACGUCAACAAGCAUCUUGAAACUGCAGGAGGAGGUGAAACAGGCGGAAGAAAAAAUUAAGCGAAUUGCGACUGAAAGAGACGCACUGACGGACAGACUCACGGUUGCCCAAACUUCAGCCCUUACGAACAGACAAGCUGAAGAGCAGAGGAUUGUCGAACUGGAAAAGUCCGUUCAGACUCUGGAGCGGGAGAGGCUGGACCUACGCUCUCAGGUCUGCCUGCUGAAGGAGAGCAAGGAGGCUGUGGAGGCGGAGCUGAAGACUCGGUCCGCUGCCGUCGUGCACACCGCAGAGGAGGCGGCCCAGCAGAGGGCUGAGUCUAAUGCUCUCAGGCUUCUCCAGGAGCAGAUGGAGCAGUCGCUGUCCGAUACCCAACACAGACUGUCUGUGAAGAUGAACGAGCUGCACGCCGCUCACAAGCAGAUUGAAAUACUCGAGGACAGAAUAGGGGAGCUGAGUCAGCACAGCUCAAAACACAAGGAAGAAGUCGUUGCCCUGCAGAAGUCUAUUUCUGUCCUUGACAGAGAAAAAGACGCUCUGCAAGAUGAGGUGGAUCAAAAGACGGAGAAAUUGGUUUUUCUAGAGGAGGAGUUAUCCAAGAAGGAGAAAACCCUUGAAGAUGUCAGACUCACAAUCAAAAACAUGGACACCUCCCUGGCUCAGCUUCAGGGAGCCUUAAACAGUCGAGAGAGGGAAAUAAGCAGUCUGAGGAGACAGCAGGACACCUCUCAGGAGGAGCUCGCCAAGCUCAGGAGAGACAAGGAAAUCACAAUCAGGGAGAACAGGAGGCUGCAAGACGACCUGGCCACGAUGACCCGAGAGAACCAAGCUGUGCACGUAGAGAUGGAGGAGGCUUUGCACGAGAAAGAUGAGCUGAAGAUGAGGGUCCACUCCUACAUUUCUGAAGUGUCCAGAUUCGAGAAACUCAUGGAGACAAAAGAGCAGGAGAACAGGGACUUGCUGGAGCGCUUCAGGAUGACCCACACCGAGAUGGAGGAGCGGGAGCAGAAGUUGCAGCAGGCCGAAGGCCUGAAUAACUCCAUCCGUCUGGAGCUGCUGUCCUCCGACUCGGAGCGCAGACACCUGCGAGACACUGUCAGCCACCAGGAGAGAGAAAUCCAGCAGCACACGCAGGCCCUGCAGGCUUACGAGGCUAAAGUCUCCUCGCUGGUUCACGGGAUGUCCCGGUUGGAAACGGAGCUACACAAAGCCCAGGAAGAGAAGGCGGCUCUGCUUUCGGACCUGGCCUCCGUGAGGGAACUCUGUGUCAAACUGGACUCCAGUAAAGAGCUCACGGCGCGCCAGCUCACCUCCAAGAGCAUGGACAUGGAGCGAGUCACGGGGGAACUGGAGGACGUUCGGUCCGAAAUGGAGCUUCUCAAGAAGCAGCUGGCCAGCGAGAGGCUGACGGUGCGCAACCUGGAGACGCUGCUCUCCACCAACCGGCAAAAAGAGUUCCAGACUCAUCUGACGGCCAGCGAGAGGGAGUCGGAGCUCAAGGUCCUCCGUGACAGGCUCACCCUGGCUGACAGCAAAACUGCUGAGCAUGCCAGGGAGGUCUCCCAGCUCCGUGGAAAAGUGUCUCAGCUGCAGACAGAGAUGGAUGUCCUGAAGAGACAACUGACCACUGAGCGCUUUGAACGUGAAAGGGCGAUGCAGGAGAUGCGCAGACAGGGUUUGUCCUUCUCCUCACUGCAAAGCUCGUCGCCCCACAGCGGCUCCAGCAGCUCCCACCACGCCUCCUCAGAACGCUCCAUCCUCCGAACUCUCGAACGCUCCGACAAGUCGGCAGACAAGAGUGUGAGCUUCAAAGAUUAACAGGAAGAGGAAGCCGAGGUGCUGAUAAGUGUGUCAGAAACCACUGAAAGCUUGGAGUUCAGAUUCCGGGAGUGAAAAAUGAAGACGUCAAACCACAACAUGCUUCAGCUUGUUGAGCACACCAGUAGUUACUUUCACUCCGUCCGCCCAGAGA
Molecule: messenger RNA, 3938 nt
Organism: Salarias fasciatus (jewelled blenny)
Lineage: Eukaryota; Metazoa; Chordata; Actinopteri; Blenniiformes; Blenniidae
Gene: cep135
Product: centrosomal protein 135
Exons: 26
Coding region: 281-3784 (1167 amino acids)
Source: RefSeq, a predicted model, not a curated record